Molecule: messenger RNA, 2217 nt
Organism: Peronospora farinosa
Lineage: Eukaryota; Oomycota; Peronosporomycetes; Peronosporales; Peronosporaceae
Source: the annotation of a GenBank genome assembly
AUGAAAGUCGUAGCGCUUCUAAGUGGUGGAAAAGACAGUUGUUAUGCAAUGAUGGAAUGUGUUCGUUUUGGCCAUGAAAUUGUCUGUCUCGCUCAUCUUCAUCCACCAAUUGAGUUACCAGCAGAUGAAGCCGAGAUCGAUUCCUUCAUGUUCCAGAGUGUUGGACAUCAGAUCGUCAAGCUUAUUGCUAGUAGUAUGGAGCUUCCAUUACUAUCCGAGACAAUUACAGGCACAGCAGUGGAAACAGAUAUGAAUUAUCACGAGAUAGCAGUUGGUGAUGAAGUCGAAGACUUGUUUCGGCUCUUGGAGAGAGUAAAACGACAAUAUCCAGACGUUCAAGGUGUUUGUACUGGUGCAAUCUUUUCCAGUUAUCAACGGAAUCGAGUCGAGAAUGUGUGUUCGAGAUUGAAUUUAACAUCUUUUGGAUAUUUAUGGCGUCGAGAACAGACGGAAUUAUUGCAAGAGAUGAUUGAUUCCGAGAUAGAAGCAAUCUUGAUUAAGGUCGCAUCGAUUGGGCUACAUCCUCGGAAACAUUUAGGAAAGACCAUUGCCGAGCUGCAACCACAACUGAUGAUGCUGAAAGAAAAGUAUCAGAUGAAUGUAUGUGGUGAAGGUGGUGAAUACGAGACGUUUACGCUGGACUGUCCACUUUUUAAGAAGCGUAUCGUCAUUGAUGAAAGCCAUACAGUGCUUCAUUCGGACGACUACGUUGCUCCUGUAGCCUUUUUGUCGAUCGACAAGUGUCAUUUGGAGGAUAAGGAACCUUCGGAUCCCUCGCAAUUAGCCUCGCGAAUCCCAGAACCUUUGCUUUCUCGUUUGUCAAUCAGUGCAACGAACACAAACAAAAAGCCAGCUACCGUGCUUGCACUUUGCCCGCAGUCUGCAACGAAAUUUGUGCCUGCUUUUGGUCAGUUUCGCGACCAAGUGCACCUUUCAGGCAUUAUGAGCAGCAAGGCUGGUGACGCAUCCGUCUCGCUGAAGGAAGAAAUGAUUGAUAUCGUUAACCAACUAGAGACCGUACUCGAGAGUCAAGAGAUGGUGCUAGCAGAUGUGUGCUUUGUCCACCUGUAUGUUCGUGAUAUAGGCGCAUUCGCUCAGCUCAACGCCGAGUAUAUCCGACAGCUCGGACAAAACCUGCCGCCAUCACGUAGCUGCGUCGAAGUGAAGGCACUGGGAGACGUACCUGCCAGCGUGCUUUUGGACUGUUUCGCGUUACGCGGUAGUGGAGAACAAAAGUUACAACCUCUGCGUGUACGCCGCGACGUCCUGCACGUGAAGAGUCUUUCAGCCUGGGCGCCCUGUUGCAUUGGUCCGUACAGCCAAGCUAAUGUGCUUCACAGAGCGCUCAUCCUUUUGGCUGGUCAAAUUGCGUUACACCCUCAAACUAUGGAUCUCGUACCAGGUGACCACGCCGCCCAGACGGCGCAAUGUUUUCGCAACGCCUGCCGUGUAUUGGAAGCGCUUCAGUCGAAUCUUCGUCACGUGUGCUCCGGUAUCAUCUACACCACCGGAGAUCCUGACGACCGAGGAGCUCGGGAGUAUUUGCUAGCUGACAGCCGUCGCAACCUUAUUACCAAUGCCGGUUUGGAUGAUGAGUUUGAGUCUGUUGAUGACAGUGAUGAAAGCGAUGAAGAAGUGGACAAGAACGAAGUGCGCUUGGAGUUUGUGAAGAAGGCUCCGCUGCUGGUGGUUCAGGUGUCAAAUUUGCCGCGCAAUGCUUUAGUGGAGGUGGAGCUCCAAGCACUCACGCACAUCGCGCUGAAAUAUUUGGUACCGCAAAGCAUGAUGCGUACACGCUAUUCAGACAACUUGCGCUUCGAGUGGCAAAGUGGUAUGGUUCCACGCGCACUUUGCCAAAUCGUGUGCAGUGCGUCAGUUGAAAAUGAUGCAAAAUACUUGGACACUCGAGCGUUGGCAAAAGCUGUAGCAAAAGGAAUCUGGACAUGCGUGCUGGAUAGCCUGGUGGAAGCAUUAAUACCUUGGGACCGAGUGAUUCACGUGCGCACCUUCUACGUGGCAACGGCAUUCUCAAGCGAGAACGAAUUGGCCAAGCCAUCUUACGAGACUAUAACAGCACGAGGUAAAGUUAACAGCAUGCCCGGCAUGACGUUCGUACCUGUUGAUGCCAUCCAGAGUGAUGCAGUAGUUGCACUGCAGGUGACGGCGCAAGACCUCGACAAGCUCGAGACUGAGCUCUGGUUGCACAAGCAGAUCUAG